Molecule: messenger RNA, 441 nt
Organism: Diachasmimorpha longicaudata
Lineage: Eukaryota; Metazoa; Arthropoda; Insecta; Hymenoptera; Braconidae
Gene: Rpb12
Product: RNA polymerase II, I and III subunit K
Exons: 3
Coding region: 141-317 (58 amino acids)
Biological process (GO): DNA-templated transcription
Cellular component (GO): RNA polymerase II, core complex; RNA polymerase I complex; RNA polymerase III complex
Molecular function (GO): zinc ion binding; DNA binding
Source: RefSeq, a predicted model, not a curated record
GUUAGAGGGGGGAAGGUCACGUGACACAACACGACACAACGUGCAGGUGAAGAGAAUUAUUCGUGAGAGCUUUGGAUUUUACGUCUUUGUUGGAAUAAUCUUAAACAUUUUGGUGGAUGAACUGAGGAAUUUUUGAUAAAAUGGAGUCUAGCAAAGCUGAAUCAACUGCACCCAAACAGGCUAUGGUUUACAUCUGUGGUGAGUGUCAUCAUGACAAUGAAAUUCGACCCAGAGAUCCAAUCCGUUGCAGAGAGUGCGGGUACAGAAUUAUGUACAAGAAACGAACAAAACGCCUCGUCGUCUUCGACGCUCGUUAACAUCAACAUCGUCGUGACAGCCCACGAGGUGAGCCUACGAUUAAAUGAAUCAAGAAUAAUGUAAAGACUAAGGAUAAGUUGUAAAAUAUUGGACUUUGUAAUAAAAUUAAAUUUUUUAAGGAAA